AUUCCAUUUCCGCUUAUGGCGAUGUUUACACUGCCGACGUUGGGCGGCUAGCGGUGAGCAUCAACAGAGCGACCCGCAUUCACUUCCUUACGUUACAAACCUUUCGCUCACAUCAAAUGGCAUCUCCCAACCCCGCGGCCGGCGUCCGGGCUCCGCCGCUGGCCGCCGGCUGCGCCACUGUCCGGGGGAAGAAACGUCCCAACGCUCCGGCCGUCUCUGCCGCUGCGCAGGUGACCGGAAGCUGCAGCAGCAGCAGCAGCAAGAAGAAGAAGUGCCCGCUGACCGCUGCACCGACCGCUCAGAUCGCAGCGGUGGUGGAGUCGGUGCCUGAGGUGAAGCCGGUGACAGCAGCUGACUGCGGCCCCACCGGCAUCCCCGAGUGCACCGCAAAGCCCCCCCCCUUCAAAGACCCCGCGUUCAUGCAUUCUGGGAUCGGUGGCGCGGCGGCAGGUAAAAAGAACCGGACCUGGAAGAACCUCAAACAGAUCCUGGCUCUGGAGCGGACGUUACCCUGGCAGCUCAAUGAUCCCAACUACUACAGCAUUGACGCCCCUCCCUCCCUGAAGCCAACGAAGAAAUACUCUGACAUCUCUGGACUCCCUGCAAACUACACCGACCCUCAGACAAAGCUACGCUUCACAUCCUCUGAGGAGUUCUCCUACAUUCGCCUCCUCCCCACAGACGUUGUCACUGGCUACCUCGCCCUUCGAAAGGCAACAUGCAUCGUACCCUGACCGCCUGAAACCUGAAACGGGUUCAAACCAGAGCUGAUCUAGUGUCAGUGCAGGACGGGCACCGGCCAGGAGACGGAGAGCACAGGCUGCGUGUGUCUGCGUGUGGACAACCCAUCGGUGACUCGGACAUGUGUUUGCAUGACAAAAUAAAUGCAACAAAGGUGAAAUUUUAGGGGUUUUUCUUAGACGGAAGAAAAAGGAAUUUCAAUGAUCGCUUGAUGAUGUUUUAUUCCUAAAGGGGUCAGAAAAUGUUUAUCAAUUUAUUCAAGUCAGUGUCUUACAUGUUGUUAAAUAAACAGUUCUCAGAAUCCUAAAUGUUAUUUUCCCUCUAACUGCUCUUAUGAACCGCGGUGGAUUUAAUGUCAACUCCUACGUUACGGGCAAGGAUGCAUUUCAUCUCUUUGCUGUAGAACAUCAGUCUGCAUUAGUUAAAACACAGUUGAUUGGGUUACAGAUAAGUUGUAGACAAAAAAUGUUUAAAAUAAUGUUGUUUCAGAUUGAUACUUAAUACUCAUUAAAGCUCAUUUGAAUUGUAUGUUAAA
Molecule: messenger RNA, 1276 nt
Organism: Gasterosteus aculeatus aculeatus (three-spined stickleback)
Lineage: Eukaryota; Metazoa; Chordata; Actinopteri; Perciformes; Gasterosteidae
Gene: ino80c
Product: INO80 complex subunit C
Biological process (GO): chromatin remodeling
Cellular component (GO): Ino80 complex
Source: RefSeq, a predicted model, not a curated record